Fusarium redolens is the source of this 3840-nucleotide messenger RNA. RefSeq lists its product as uncharacterized. NCBI's taxonomy places the organism in Eukaryota, Fungi, Ascomycota, Sordariomycetes, Hypocreales, Nectriaceae. Gene Ontology annotation, cellular component: ER to Golgi transport vesicle membrane; endoplasmic reticulum; Golgi stack. The record is from RefSeq and is a predicted model, not a curated record. Gene Ontology annotation, biological process: endoplasmic reticulum to Golgi vesicle-mediated transport; transcytosis; membrane fusion. The coding region runs from base 1 to 3840 and encodes 1279 amino acids. The transcript is spliced from 4 exons.
AUGGCGUCCACUCACGGGGUUGGACAUUUCGCAGAGUCGAAACUCAGCAGUGGGAUUCGAAGCGACUCAUCAAAGCCAUUACAGGUAAACUGCGGUCUUCCUGUUUCUAAUCAGCUUUGGAUAAACAUCAGGAACAAGAUGAGAACGUCCCUCUUUUACGCCCUUCAUGGGGCCCUCGGGGUUGUAGCCCACAAGUCACUUGCCCAUUUCAAGAUUGAAUCCGGUAAAGAAGAGCAUCACUCUCUUGAAGGAUGUUCAAAGGAUGGCAAGCACAAGUGGGUUCCCGACCCUGCGACAUUUGUCUUCCCUGAGAACGACUAUAAGCCCGGCAACUCCUGGGAUCUCUGUGUCGGCACAUCCCACUGCGCUCCUCAUGAGGCCUUGAGCCAGGUUUCCUUCGAUUUCAAGGACAACGGCAUCGUCUUCAACUUCAAGCAUAUCGACCACUACAAGUAUGAGGAUGUAGCUGUCUACAUCGAGCGUGGUCAGCCUCCAACAGAGGACUCUUUCAAGUACAACAAAAAGAGCGAUCACUGCAAGGCGAAGAACGACUACAAGGAGGCCAAGUGCUUGGUCCCCUUCUUCUCGCUCUCCGAUGGCGGCUCUUACGGCGACCUCUGUCCCCUCGAGGACAAUGGAGGCUGGAGACUUUACAUCAAGGUCAAGGCUACCAUUUCCCACGGGCACAAGAAGUACGAGCUCUUCAGCCGCUCUCCCGAUAUCAACGAGAAGUACUUCGUUCUCAGCUACACUUGUGCUGAGUGCAAGGAGUACAAGCACAAGAAGAUCGAGUUGAUUGAGGAGAAGGAGGAAGAAGAAGAGACCGAAGCCGAAGAAUCUGAAGAAGAAAAGAAGUACAAGAAGAACAAGGAGGAAGCAGAGGAAGAGGCCGAGGAAGAGAAGAAGAAGUACAAGAAGAAGAAAGAAAAGGAAGAGGAGGAAGCCGAGGCUGAGGAAGAAAAGAAGAAGUACAAGAAGAAGAAAGAAGAGGAGGAGGCUGAAGCUGAAGCCGAAGAGGAAGAAGAGAAGCACAAGGAACACCACCAUGAGCAUUACCACAAGCAUCACCAUAACCAUGGUCACAACCACGCUCAUCGUCAUGGACACAGACAUGGUCACCUCCACAAGGAGCAUCAUCAUCAUGAUCACCGCCAUAAGAACCAUCAUCAUGAUCCUCAUCACAAGCACCAUGAGGCCCGCUCUGUGUAUGGACACUAUGACCAUCAUGAGCACCACGAUGGUCACAAGCACCACGAUCAUCACGAUCCCGGACAUCAUCACGGUCACCACGGUCAUCAUGGUCAUCACGAUGCUUAUGAGCACUACAAGCACCAUAACUACUAUGAUCCUAGCCGUCACCAUGACUUCAAUGCUUUCUUGGACGAGUACUUCAAGCAUUUUGGAUAUCACUACAACCACGACGAUCCCGGUCAUCACCAUGAUCAUCAUGACGGUCACCACGUUGUUCAUCACCACCAUGAUCCUUACAAGCACCACCAUGGUGAGCAUCACGACGGAAACCACCACCACUAUGAGCACCAUGAUGGAAACCACCACCACAAUGAGCAUCACGGCCAUCAUCAUGUUGAGCACCACAACCAUCAUCACGGUCACCACGAGGGUCACAAGCACCGCCACGGUGAGUACCAUGACGGAUACAACCACCACCAUGCUCGUGGCUUGCUCAAGGAUAUUGUCGAUGGUGACGGAGAUAAGCGCAAUGGUCAUGGGCAUAAGCACCAUCACGGACAUCAUCAUGGCCAUAACCACAGCCACGCUCACGACCAUGUCCACAAGCAUCGUCACAAGCACUUUGACGACCAUUACCACUAUAAGCAACAUCAUGUUUACUAUGACUAUAAGGACGAUGGUCACCACGAUGGCCACCACGACGGCCACCACCAUGGUUAUGAUCACCAUGAUCCUUACAAGCACCAUCAUUAUGGUCACCACGACGGCCAUCAUCAUCUUGAUCAUUACAAGCAUCAUGACGGUCACCGCGACCCUCAUCACUAUGGUCAUCACGACGGCCACCACGGUCACCACCACCAUGAUCCUCAUAAGCAUCACUAUGACCACGAGCACGACUACGGCCACCACAGGCGAUCGAUUGAGCACCACAAAGGUCCAGUUUCUGUCUUCUACAAGGAAAAGAGCGAUCACUCUCGCACUCACAUUGAUGCCUCCAAGAAUGAAAAGGCUUCUCAGAGUGAGCUAGAGGCUGAGAAGUACAGGCAGCUUUUGGAAGAGGUCAACAAGAAGCACGAGCACAAGUACAAGUACAAGGACCAUCCUGAGCACAAGUAUCACUCCGAAGAGGACAAGUACAAACAUGAGAAAGAGCACGGGCACAAGUACAAAUCUGGACCUAAGUACGAGCACGAGCAUGAUAAGAGGUCUGCUUUCGAGCACGGUGAUUACAAAAAGUCAGAGGAGGAGGUCAAAGAGGUUCUGAAGGAACAUUUCCAGGAAGCUGUUAACAAGUUCUACCACACUCAUUUCGGAAAGAAGGAGCAUCAGCACUACGAGCACGAAGAACCUGAGAAGCACCACUCUGGCCACUACAAGCACAAGGAGCACGAAGCUGAGAAGCAUCACCCUUAUCACCACGAGCAUAAGGAGCAUGAGCCUGAGAAGCACUACUCUACUCACUACGAGCCUAAGGAAGAGCCCAAGAAGCACCACUACAAGCACUCAAAGGAGCAUGAGCAUGAGCCCAAGAAGUACCAUCACGAUGAGCAUGAGGAACACGAGGAUGAGCCUGAAGAGAAGCAUCACUACGGUCAUCACGAGGAUAAGGAGCACGAGCAUGAGCAUGAGCCCGCCGAGUCCGAAGAGUCCUCCCACUACUCCGGCAAGAAGACGAGCUUGGAGAGUGAGAAGAAAACGGCCAAGCACGAUGCUUUGGAGAAGCUAUGGAAUGCGCGUGUCACUCAUGAGCGCAAGUUCAGAGAGAAGCUUUUUGCCAUUGAGACUGGACACUGGAGUGGUAAGAAGGGCGCCUACAAGCGCUCCCUUCUGUCUAAGUCUCACAAAGCUACUGAAGCUACUGAGGUGGAGGCCAAUACUGCCAAGGUGGAGAACUACAUUGAAGAGGCUGAGGACAACAUCUCCGACGCUAUCGAGGAGGUCAUCCGAGAGGCUGUUAAACUGGCCGGUCCAGACCCUACCUCUGGAACUAUCCUCAAGUACAUCAGGAAGGUUGAGAAGGCCAUCAGGGGCAUCGUUGCAAAGAACCUCAAGAAGACCAUCUCCCACAUUGUCAAGAUUGACGGUGUUGCAAAGCCUGAGGAGGAAGUGGUUGUUGAGUACAUUGCUCGUGCUAUCAGCGAAAUCAUCAAGGCUGCUGACAAGAUCUUCGCCAAGACCCUCGAGGCUCUGGGUGAUCACCCUUCAGAUAAGGAGGUUGAACACGCCAUCGAGAAGGUUCUCAAGAUUCUUGACAAGAUCAUCGACAAGGAAGUCCGCAAGGCCCUCACUGCCAUCUUCGAAUUGGAGGAGGAGACCGCUGAGACUGCGAAGUCAACUGAGCAUGAGAAGUUGGAUAAGCGAAGCAAGGAAUCCGAGCUUAAGACAGAGGCUAAGAAGUCUGAGUCUUCCGAUAAGGUUGAGACAGAGGAAGAAUCCAAGUCUUCCAACAAGGUUGAGACAGAGGAAGAAUCCAAGUCUUCCAACAAGGAUGGUAAGCGCGACAAGCGCUCCGAUCCCUAUGACGACACCACGGUCGAGAAGGCUGUUGAAAAGACCGUUGAGAAGUGGGCUGCUAAGUACGUCGAAGCAGAUGAGAAGGAGCAUAAGCCCCUGAAGCGCUCCGUGCGAUUCGCCCGACUCUACAACUGA